Polychytrium aggregatum is the source of this 1135-nucleotide messenger RNA. RefSeq names its product phosphotransferase KptA/Tpt1. Gene Ontology annotation, molecular function: tRNA 2'-phosphotransferase activity. The record is from RefSeq and is a predicted model, not a curated record. The transcript has 6 exons. Gene Ontology annotation, biological process: tRNA splicing, via endonucleolytic cleavage and ligation. The coding region runs from base 1 to 687 and encodes 228 amino acids. NCBI's taxonomy places the organism in Eukaryota, Fungi, Chytridiomycota, Chytridiomycetes, Polychytriales.
AUGAGCUCAGGAGCUUCUCAGCCAUCCAUCCACGCCUCUGCCCGACCGGGCCGCCAGGAUCGGCGCGCACGCAACGACGAUCCAGAUGUCGUUCUGUCCAAGAGCAUGUCGUAUGUCCUACGGCAUGGCGCUGAAAAGGACGGCGUUCCCAUCCGCAAGGACGGCUUUGUCCGAAUCGAGGAUCUGCUCCGGCACAAGCGGCUGCGAGGGACCACUUUCGAAAAGAUCCAACAGAUUGUCGAGGCCAACGAUAAACAGCGAUUCACUCUGAAGCUCGAGGAGUCUGCUGGAGGCUCGGAGUGGCUCAUCAAAGCAAAUCAGGGGCACUCGCUGCAAAGUAUCCAGGUCGAUCUCGUCGAGCUGACACCCGAUCAGCUUCCGGUGUGCAUUCACGGAACAUAUCGCAACGCCUGGGGUAGCAUCGUGAGUUCCGGCGGGCUCUCAAAAAUGGGCCGCAACCACAUCCACUUUGCAGUAGGAAAGUACGGCGAGCCGGGGGUCAUCAGCGGCAUGAGGGCGAGCUGCGACGUGUUCAUCUACAUCGAUGUUCCGAAGGCAGUGGCAGCCGGCGUUCGCUUUCUGCAGGCACCCAAUGGCGUUGUGCUGAGCGACGGAAUCAACGGCCGCAUCCCCACCGACUUUUUCUUGACUGUACAGGACCGGAGCGGCACGACACUUGAGUUUUGAAAGGAAGACUUGCCCCAGCGAGAGAAGCAUUAGAAGUACCUGGGAUUUUACAGCGUUCCCGAAACGAAAUGGGACACCCCGUCUUGAGCCAGAGCAGCUGUUUUGCUCUGGAACCUGAAAACACCCAUCGUUCCCGUGGCCAAACAGUGUUUUCACAGUGCCGGCAAGCCAAGUGACUCGAGAAGGCCGAGUAUCUUGAUAUUGAGCAACCAUGGAACUGCCCAGAGGGUCGAGUGAAUGCACCACACAUUGAGACUGCCAACCAGGACGGGAAACAAUCUCAUGGCUUGCUCACUGGAGCCUACAGUAGGCCAGCAGGCUUCAGACAUCUGAAACCAGAAAGGGGAACUGCCCCGUUUCUUCUGGAUCUACUGUUUUGGCGAAAUACAUGGUUGGCUCGACCCGGCAAGGCAUGGUCGAUGCCACAGACCUGUUCCAAUCACACAUA